Stomoxys calcitrans (stable fly) is the source of this 1232-nucleotide messenger RNA. Its product is annotated as steroid receptor RNA activator 1. Lineage: Eukaryota; Metazoa; Arthropoda; Insecta; Diptera; Muscidae. Gene Ontology annotation, biological process: regulation of transcription by RNA polymerase II. Bases 156 to 1031 code for a protein of 291 amino acids. The transcript has 2 exons. The record is from RefSeq and is a predicted model, not a curated record. Gene Ontology annotation, cellular component: nucleus.
CCCGUGUUAAUUGCCAUCUCUACUCAGCACUACAAGAAGAGAGAAUAAAUACAAGAAAAAAAUAGAUUGUAAAAAAAAUAGAAAAAUAGAUGUAAAAUUGUAAAAUUGUAAAGAACUCAACAACUACAAUAUCCAAAAUAUCUUAGUUCCAAAAGAUGGCUGAUAAACCACCAACCGCUAUGCCACCGGCCAGUGACCCCUUCCCUGGUUCGCGUACCCCGGGCUGGAAUGAUCCGCCCACCAUGUCAUAUAAUCCCUUGGCUGCAACAGCACCGGGGAGGACUCGCAUUUUGAAUAAGCGUGUUGCCUACCCACUACAAGGUUCUGUGACGUCAACUACUCCAACUACGAAACCCACUGCAGUAGUUUUGCCUAAUCAAUUGGUAGGUGGUAGCGGUCAAGGACUACCACCACCACCCAUGGCCACAAUGCAACCAGUGGCUGUUGUCCACCCAAUGCCUCCCAUGUCACAGAAUUCCGGCAGCCAACAGGAAAGCAUUCAACUGCCACUCGAUGCAUUAAUGGUAAGUUUUCGUAACCUAAGGGACAAAGUUCCUUUGGUGCAAGAGUCAGUGAAUGUACGGCGAGAGGAGAUUGAGAGGCGCCUGGGCAUCAUAGAACAACUCUGGCAAUCAGGAAAUUUGAGUGAGGCUGUAAAACAAAAAAUAUAUAACUUAAGUUUGGCUGUACAGCGUAAUGCCCACAAUGAGGCUACAGAAAUAUACACUUCGCUAGUCGCCAACCACGCCAACGAAUGUACAUCAUGGGCUGUUACAUUAAGACAUAUAGUACUGACAAUAGCGCCAACGCAAACGCCAAUGACCGCCACCGCAAAUACGGCCAAUAUAACUAUUGCAGCGUUCACAGGAAGCGAUAGCAGUCUAGUUGGAUCCAGUACCGGAGGUAAUACGACGCUAUCUGCAAUACCCACCAUGACUGUGUCGGCCAUGCCACGUUCAGCAACGAACAGCAAUGAAGUCGAUGGCAAUAGCAGCAGCAAUGUUGCAAUAUCAAGGAUUCAGCACAUAUGAUAAAUAACAGCAGGAAUAUCAGAGCCGUAGGAUAGGCGAAGGUUUUUAUUUAUAAAUUUUUAACUUCCAAGAUGUAUUUGUGUGCGUGUGUUUAUUUGCUUAUAAGGCUUUUAAACUCUCGAGAAAAAGUUUUAAACUUUGGUAUUCUAAACAAUGUAAUAAUUAAUAAUAUAAUAAAAAAAGCUCCUCGAUAAUAUAAUA